Messenger RNA from Daphnia magna, 2740 nucleotides. RefSeq lists its product as uncharacterized. The record is from RefSeq and is a predicted model, not a curated record. Lineage: Eukaryota; Metazoa; Arthropoda; Branchiopoda; Diplostraca; Daphniidae. The transcript is spliced from 5 exons. The coding region runs from base 983 to 2740 and encodes 585 amino acids.
UUGCAAUACGGACGGGAACAAAGGAAUUCAUCAGCAAUUAAAAGGAAGCAGGGACAACACCAGCAGAACACGAGGAUCACGACGACGUGGAUCAAAGUGUAUGGCCAUCACAUCCAUCAUCAUCAUCAUCACAGCCAUCAACCAUCACACCAUCCAUCACUCUUCUAGCUGUUUCCAAGCUAACACUUCAGGAUUUUUCGUACGGUACUGUCACGCCUUUUUGUAGUAGCGAAAGGUGAAAGAUUUUGUGGGUCCAAGACAGAGAGCACGAAGAAUUAGAUUAGCAAUCAGUAGACAAUUAAAUGAAUAUUGUGACGAAGUAACAAACAACGAUCAGGAAAUCGGACGGGAUAAUGUUCAGCCAUUGAAUUCCUUUGGAGUUCAUUCAUUAGAAAAUGUAGAUGCCCAGAUAGAAGAUAUUGAGGUUCAAGAUAAUGAGGAUCAUAAUUCCGAUCGCGAGGCUGAACAUUAUUCCGAUUGCAAGGUAUUGGACAAAAGUUUUUCAUCUGAACUUGAUGAUAGUACUUCCUCUGAGAACGUAAUAAUAGCUUGUGAUUUAAGUGAUUUUGAAGAUGUAUUCGAUUUUAGUUUGGACGAUUUUCAACAGGAUGAAAGCGAUGUAGACGUUGAUUCAGUGGACGACGACGGUCAAGACAGAAAUUGUGAUUGGGAUUAUUACGAAGAAAAUGAGGAUAUUAGUGAAAAGCAGCGUUAAGAUCUAUUUAAAGGUCGUCUUUCUCAUUGGGCCGUAGUUACUAAUGUUUCAAGGAGUAUUGUCGACAAAUUGUUGUCCAUUUUAAGAUCUGAACAACAUUUUUCGUUUCUUCCUAAAUCUUAUAAAACUUUAUUAGGAACUCCUCGUAAGGUUAGUACAAUUCAAGUAAACCCUGGUCGUUACUAUGGAUUUAAUGUAUUGAAAGGAAUUACGUCUUCUCUUGACAGUUUGAAUGCACAAUUUCAAUCUCGAGAAGUUGUUCUUAAGAUGUACGUUGGUUGCGAUGGGUUACCCUCUAGUAAAAGCACGAACAGUCAAUUUUGGCCUGUUCUAGGGCGAUUGAAACUGAAAGGAGCAAAAGUAUUUGAUAUCGGUUUUUAUCAAGGCACUUCCAAACCUGAAAACGCUAAUGAGUACUUGCAUGAUUUUUUAACUGAAAUUUCAGAAUUAAUGGUGGAAGGCUUUCAGUACAAUGGCAGUCUGAUAAAAAUUGAAAUUGAAGCCUUUUGUUGUGACGCGCCAGCGCUCAGUUUUAUUAAAUGCGUCAAACCUUGUGGAUCCUAUUUUGGUUGCAGUAAAUGCGAGACACAAGGGGAGUAUGUACAUAACGAAAGUGGAAGGGGAGGGAGGGUUACUUUGCCAGAAAUCGACGCAAUUCUCAGAACGGACGAAUCUUUCCGUAGUCGUGAGCAACAAACGCAUCACACGGGACUUUCUAUUCUAGAAAAUUUGCCGAUAAAUAUGACGAAUGAUUUUCCCAUUGAUCCAAUGCAUCUGGUAUAUUUGGGUGCAAUGCGUAAAUUACUUCAUAUUUGGUACAAUCAAAGGAGAAGCAUGAAAGUUAGAAUUUCAAAGCAGAUAAUUUCAGAAAUUUCUGGGAUUUUAGAAGAUAUUGCAAAAUUAAUUCCUGUUGAAUUUAGCAGAAAAACAAGGUCUUUGGACGAAGUUUCUCGAUUAAAAGCAACAGAAUGUAGGUUAAAACUGCCUUAUGUUUUACCUGUCAUCUUAAAACACAGACUGCCAGAAGAAGUUUAUAACCAUUUCAUGCUUCUCCACAUAGUUAUUAGAAUUUUGUCAUGCGAUGAGAAGGUUAAGGAAGAAGAUAACAUCGAAUACGCAAAUAACCUUUUGAUUCGUUUUGUUGAACAAUCCCCUUCAAUUUACGGGGAUAAGUUUGUCAGCUACAAUAUUCAUAAUCUUAUACAUUUGGUAGACGAAUGUAGAAGGUUAGGUCCAAUGGAAACAUUCAGCUGCUUCUCAUUUGAGAUCAUCCGGCACAUUCUCCAAGGUGCCCACGAUCAUGCUGUAACAAGAGAAGGAAAAACUAAGGCAUGGAAUGAGAUUCAUGAGGCAAUCAGCUUAGAGUUCCCCGAUGGUGAUCCAAAAAACUGUUCUCAAGUAAAGAAAAAAUGGGACAAUCUCAAUAGAGAAGCAAGAGCUGAGAUUGCCCAGUAUAACUCAUCGAUAUGUGGGACAGGUGGAGGCCCUGAAUAUCAAUUUCAGAAACCACUUCACAAAAAGAUUUUUGAAGAUGUCAUAGGAGUAAAUAAUCCAGCAAUAGCUAAUGGAGGAAUCGAAGGAGGUGUAGAGAGUGAAACAGCUAGCAGUAGCUGCGUGGUUAAGGCAAGAAAGUUAACACCAACUCCAAAUGUCGAUGACAUUGAUGAAGAUGAGAGCAGCAAUCAUAGCGUUAUAACAAGCGAUGGGAUUGUAGAUAUUACGGAUGAUGGGAACGUUCUUUCAAUCACUCCGACUCCAUCAAUGCCUGACAAAAUAUUUAUAACUGAAGGUGUUAGUUGCAACGGCCGCUCUACACCCAAAACUACACGAUCAACAAUGAGUGCGACGAAAAAGAAAAUUUGUCAGUUAAGUGACGGAAUAGGAAACAAACGACUGAAAAGGGAAAGAUUUGUGUAUUUAAACGUGUUGAUGGAAAGUAGAGCUCGUUUAGGGGUUCCUGUAACUAUGGAAGAAGUACCUGAAGACCUUUACGAAAUAAUGAUGAAUCUAAAAGAACAUGUUUGA